Molecule: messenger RNA, 2141 nt
Organism: Carlito syrichta (Philippine tarsier)
Lineage: Eukaryota; Metazoa; Chordata; Mammalia; Primates; Tarsiidae
Gene: GRN
Product: granulin precursor
Exons: 13
Coding region: 77-1849 (590 amino acids)
Biological process (GO): regulation of inflammatory response
Cellular component (GO): extracellular region
Source: RefSeq, a predicted model, not a curated record
UCGCGCGGAGGGGCCGUAGUCCGCCAGCCGACCGGCGGCUGCUGCCCAGGAGCGCGGAUCCGGACGCAGGCAGGCCAUGUGGACCCUGGUGAACUGGGUGGCCUUAGUGGCAGGGCUGGUGGCCGGAACACAGUGCCCAGAUGGUCAGCUCUGCCCUGUGGCCUGCUGCCUGAACUCAGGAGGAGCUGGCUAUAGCUGCUGCAGCCCCCUUCCGGACAGAUGGCCCACAGCUCCGAGCAGGCGUCUGGGCGGACCCUGCCAGCUGGAUGCCCACUGCUCCACCAACCACUCAUGCAUCCUCACCGGCUCAGGGACUUCUAGCUGCUGUCCAUUCCCAGGGGCCGUGGCAUGCGGGGACAGCCUCCACUGCUGCCCACGGGGCUUCCACUGCAGCGCUGACGGGCAGUCCUGCUUCAGAAGCUCAGGUACCAGCCCCCUGGGUGCCAUCCAGUGCCCGGGGAGCCAGUUCGAGUGCCCCAACUCCUCCACGUGCUGUGUUAUGGUUGACGGCUCCUGGGGGUGCUGCCCCAUGCCCCAGGCUUCUUGCUGUGAAGACAGGGUGCACUGCUGUCCUCAUGGUGCCUCCUGCGACCUGGUUCAUACCCGCUGCAUCACGCCCACGGGCACCCAGCCUCUGGCAAAGAAGGUCCCAGCGCGGAGGACUAACAGGCCAGUGGCUUUGUCCACCUCCGUCCUGUGUCCGGAUGGGCGGUCCCAGUGCCCUGAGGGCUCUACCUGCUGUGAGCUGCCCAGUGGAAAGUAUGGCUGCUGCCCGAUGCCCAACGCCAUCUGCUGCUCCGACCACCUGCACUGCUGUCCCCAGGACACUGUGUGUGACUUGAUCCAGAGUAAGUGCCUCUCUAAGGGCAGCGCCACGGACCUCCUCGCCAAGCUGUCUGCACGCAUAGUGGGGGACGUGAAGUGUGACCUUGAGGUCAGCUGUCCCGACGGCUACACCUGCUGCCGCCUUCAGUCAGGGGCCUGGGGCUGCUGCCCUUUCUCCCAGGCUGUGUGCUGUGAGGACCGCAUCCACUGCUGCCCGGAGGGGUUUAAGUGUGACACAGAGAAGGGUACCUGUGAACAGGGGACCCGCCAGGUGCCCUGGAUGGAAAAGGCCCUGGCCCACUUCCGCCUGCCAGGCCCACAGGCCGUGAAGAGGGAUGUCCCCUGUGACAACUUCACCAGCUGUCCCCCCUCCAACACCUGCUGCCGGCUGGAGUCUGGGGAGUGGGGCUGCUGUCCCGUCUCGGAGGGCGUGUGCUGCCCGGACCACCAGCACUGCUGCCCCCGGGGCUACACAUGCACAGCGCAGGGGCAGUGCCAGCAGGGGAGUGAGAGAGUGGCUGGACUGGAGAAGACGCCUGCCCAACAGGCUUCCCUGGCCCACCCUGGAGACAUCGGCUGUGACCAGCACACCAGCUGCCCGGUGGGGCAGACCUGCUGUCCCAGCCUGGGCGGGGGCUGGGCCUGCUGCCAGCUGCCCCAUGCCGUGUGUUGUGAGGACCGCCAGCACUGCUGCCCGGCCGGGUACACCUGUAACGUGAAGGCUCGGUCCUGUGAGAAGGACGUGGACUCCGCCCAGCCUGCCGCCCUCCUGGCCCUCGGCCCUGACGGGGGCGUGGGGGACGUGGCGUGUGGGGCCGGGCGCUACUGCCAUGACAACCAGACCUGCUGCCGGGACAGGAAAGGGGGCUGGGCCUGCUGUCCCUACCGCCAGGGCGUCUGCUGUGCCGAUCAGCGCCACUGCUGUCCCGCCGGCUUCCGCUGCGGGGCCAGGGGCACCAAGUGUUUGCACAGGGAGACCCUGCGCUGGGAUGCCCCUUCGAGGGACCCAAGACAGCUGCUGUGAGGGCGGACAGGACUGAAGACGCUCGCGGCUCUGGGGACCCUGCUCGGGGCGCCCUCUGCUCAGGCCGCCCGGCACCUCUCCCUAAUCCGGUUCUCCCUCCCAUCCUGAGUCUGACUUCCGGUCACCAGGGAGGCGGGGCCGCCGGCCAAGGCUUCCCCUACCGGAAGUGGGGACUGGCAGGAGUCACGUUCCAGGCUGCCAGCCCUUCCCCGUUCCUGGGCCGCGUGGCCGGUGCUCUUCCCUCCUGCGGGGGAGGUGCACGUGCCCCAAUAAAGUUUGUACACUUUCUUAA